Coffea eugenioides is the source of this 2370-nucleotide messenger RNA. RefSeq names its product putative disease resistance protein At4g19050. Gene Ontology annotation, molecular function: ADP binding; protein binding. Lineage: Eukaryota; Viridiplantae; Streptophyta; Magnoliopsida; Gentianales; Rubiaceae. The record is from RefSeq and is a predicted model, not a curated record. The transcript is spliced from 5 exons. Bases 1 to 2370 code for a protein of 789 amino acids.
AUGGACCAGAAUAGUGUGGAACUGCAGGCAGAAAGAAUUCUUGAACUUCUCAAGGAAAAACAUGUGUCAACAAUUGUUCUUUCUGGGAAAUCAGGAAGUGGGAAAACAUGGAUGGCAAGAAAAGUUGGUCUGCUGGCAGUCAAAAAGAAAGUAGUUGACAUUACACUUUGGAUUUCUCUGAGUAUUAGGCAUGAUGAGACGUCUCUUUAUGAGCAUAUUGCUCAUCAGUUAUCUCUACUUUCCACUUCUGUGGAGCUGGAAAACUAUGAUAUCCAGGAGGUAGAGAAUAAUGUUGGUAAGGAGGAAACCUUGGAGAGCUUGAAAGAAAAGGUACGUGCAAGACUUUCAACUGAUAAUGUUCUUCUGGGGGUUCUUGUAAUUUUGGAUGAUGAAGGAAACCAAAUGAGGGAAGGGGAUGGAGGCUUAGAACAAGUCCUUCACUCUAUCCAGCAGAAUUCCCAGAACCAUUCAACAACAGCUGCUGAUGGAGAUGGACAGCAAAAACUUAAGGUGCUGAUAACUUCUAGAAAUGAAGAUGGAAGGCACCAAACCCAGGGAGGUAAGGAAGUGGUUGAAAUGAUGCCUCUAACUCCAGAAAUGUCAAUUAUGUUGUUAAAGCAAGGAGCUGUGGCAAAAGUUUUUGAAAUUCCAGGUGUAGAAAGUGUAGUUGCAAAGUUCAUCAAUAGAAAAACAGAUCUUGCACCUGGUGAAGUAUCCUUGCUGGCAAAACUAUUAAGUUACCAUCAACAAGUUUCUGAACUGCAGGGUCAGGAACACACUUUGGAAGAAGCAUGGUAUGGUGAUAACUACAACUGCACCCAGCUGCUCUUAAGUGGAUAUGAAAAUGUGUCAGAUGGUGUUUUAGUUGACUUUUCUGGGCAGGGCAGCCAUUUUUUCCGUGAUAAUGGAUCUGUUCACUACAGUGAGUUGAUAUCAUACUGGAUACUGGAAGGAUAUCUGGGUCCUGUUAAUAGUCUUGAGGAGGCUUAUAAGGAGGGCCACCGCAUUUUGAUGCACCUCAUGGACUGUCAAAUGUUGAAAGAAGUGAAUGAUGAUUUCGUCCACAUGGUGAGAGUAACUGGAGAUGUUUCUUAUCGUCAUCGUCGUGGUUAUGGAGGAACAGCUAAUCUGGGGUUGGCUAAUGUGCUUGUUAAAAGUAAUGAUUGGCAGGGUAUUGGAAAACUCACAAAGGUGGAUGGUAUGAUCAGAACACUUGGCAGUUAUAAAAGAGUGCAGCAAUCAUUAACACUUUUACUCGAUGGCAACUGUCUCAGCAGGGAAAACCCAAAUAAUCUCUUACUCAGCAAUCAGGAGCUGCAAAUUCUGGGUCUUUGCAGUCUCGAAAUUGUAUCCUUACCUCAUUCUUUCAACAACUUCAAAAAACUGAAUGUUCUUGUGCUCAGGGACUGUGAUUUCUUAGAAAAGAUCGAUGACAUUCGAGAACUAAUGACAUUAACUGUCCUUGAAGUAUCUGGUUCUGGCUUGGUGAAAAAACUCAGCUGGCUCAUUCUGAAAAGGUUUUCUCAUUUAACAAAGUUGCAGAGCCUGAAAGAGUGUCAAAACCUUAUGGUUAUUGAUCUUUCUGGUGCUGCCUCCUUACCAACUUUUCCAGAAAAGAACGUGAAAUCAUUGCCGAAACUUCAAACAUUAAAUCUUUCAAACUCCAAGAUCAAAUCUUUGCCUAUUUUUCAUGAAACUGGAGAGCUUACUCAUCUAUCAGUUAGCGGUUGUAGCAACAUGGAUAGAGUGCCCAGCAUUCGGUCUCUAACUAAUCUGCAAGUUCUUGAUCUUUCAUGGUCAACCAUAGUGGAGUUCCAGGACAAGUCAUUUCAAAAUAAUACAAGUCUGAAGGUCCUUGAUUUAUCUGGAACUGCUAUUCCUUCAUUACCUUUUAACAUCGGAAAGUUCUCUGAAUAUUUAGAAAAUCUCCGAGUUCUCAACCUGUCAGGAACAAAAGUCAAAGAUCUACCAUCCCUUUCUGCUCUCCACAACCUCCAUCAGCUGUUACUUUCAUGUUGUCUGAAUCUGGAGAAGUUGCCAAGAGCUGAUUUCAUAGAGCACAAGAGCAAACUUCAGGUUCUAAACCUCUCCGAGACCUUGCUUGAAGAGCUACCGGCCUUAGCGAAUCUCAAAAGCCUUAAGCAUCUGUUUUUGAGGGGCUGUGGACAAUUAGAGGUUCUCCCUCUCUUGGAAGAACUUCACAACCUUGAGAUUCUUGAUCUGUCUCAAACAGCACUGAGGCAACUGCCGUUUAUAGGAAGUUUGAGUAACCUGCAUAAACUGUUUGACAGGCACGUCGUGAGGGCAGGAACCCUUUCUGACAAUUCUGAUCGUGCGCUCUCCAGACGUCAUGACGCGGGCACGUCAUGA